Molecule: messenger RNA, 1323 nt
Organism: Erythranthe guttata (spotted monkey flower)
Lineage: Eukaryota; Viridiplantae; Streptophyta; Magnoliopsida; Lamiales; Phrymaceae
Source: RefSeq, a predicted model, not a curated record
AUGGGUUCUAAGAUUAUAGCUGAAGCUAUUGUGGAGAAUAUGCAGGCAAAACCAUUGAUGUGUGCUAAUGAUGUUAUUAUUAAAGCGAAGAAGGAUUACGGGAUUACUAUUAACUAUCAUGUAGCAUGGAGAACUAUUGAAGCUAGCACGAGUUGUAUAUUUGGAGAUGAAGCAUUGUCUUUUUCAUUCCUCACGUUGUACUUUCGCGAAGCUGGACAUUGUAAUCCCGAUAGUGUUUUCGACGUGGAAGUUGAUGAUGCAGAUAACUCGUUCAAGCGGUGCUUCUUCAGCUUUGGGGCAUCUUUAUCUGGGUUUAAUUUAUGUCAUCAAAUGCUCAUCUUGGAUGGCACAUUUUUAAAAGGAAAAUACAAGGGUGUUCUUCUAAGUGCCAUUGCGAAAGAUGCAAGAAAUAGUGAGUUUUACAUUUUCAGUUUUAGUUUCAGUGAUAGUUUAUUUUACUAUAGUGUUUUGACAUUUGUAUCAGAUCGGCAACGAGGCAUUUUGGAAGCUGUUAAAGACAUUUUUCCCCAUUGUCAUCAUUAUUUUUGCAUUCUGCAUCUAGAGAAUAAUUUGAAGAAUAGGUUGAGUGGGAUGCCGCCUAAUUACAGGGAUAUGUUAGAAAGACAAUUUACAGCUUGUGCAUGUGCUCCGACUAAGCAAAUUUUCCAUCAGAACCUUGAAAAAUUGAAAUCAAGUGGUUUGAAAAAAGUUAUUGAUUUCUUGUCGGAGUUGCCUUUUGAUAAUUGGACUUAUGCUUACUCUGAGACCCGUAGGUAUGGUGAGUUAUAUUUGAAUGCAGUAGAGUCAUGGAAUUCUGCAAUGAAGAAAUUCCGACAUCUGCCGAUUACAGAGUUGGUUGACUCCAUUCGGGGAUGGGUAACGGAUAAAGUAUGUGAAAGGAUUACAGAAUCGAAGGUUUUCAAAACGAUGUUGUGUCCAGAGAUGGAAAAGGUGCUUAACAAUAUUGUGGAUGCUGGAAGGACAUGUAAUGUGAGAAGGUCAACUGGAAUAGUUAUUCAAGUGCAUUCUGAUAUGCAUGUUAUUGUGGAUUUGUUUAAUAGAACUUGUACCUGUCGGAUGUGGCAAAUUACUGGUUUCCCUUGCUGUCAUGUAGCUGUUGUGCUCUUUAAUACUCCCGAAACUGAACGAUAUACAUAUAUUGACCCCUUGUUUUAUGCGUCGUAUUUCCGUAGCACUUAUUCGUUUCUAAUUCAUCCACUUUUGGUGGAUUUUGAACAGGUUGAGCAGCCUAUUGUUCGACCUCCUUCUUGCCAGACGCGAAAGGGGCAGACCGAAAAGGAAGAGAAUACCAUCUUGUGGUGA